Molecule: messenger RNA, 3888 nt
Organism: Nomascus leucogenys (northern white-cheeked gibbon)
Lineage: Eukaryota; Metazoa; Chordata; Mammalia; Primates; Hylobatidae
Source: RefSeq, a predicted model, not a curated record
GCGCGGAGCCGCUGACACGCGAGGGUCUCUGUCGCCUGCCGCCCUCGCUUCUUUUCUCCCUUUCUAGAGUGUUACGGUGACUCUUGGGUCCGAAGGGGACGGACGUCCUCCCACGUACCAUUUAGAAGGUCAGAGUGGGCAGAACCUCGUCUGAGCAGGCCGGUGACGAACCCGCUGGCAAGACGCGCGCGUGGGCACUCACGUGACCUAGGCUGCGGCGGCGGCGUGCUGCGGGCCCUGUGGCGGGAGCGAGGCCGACGGGCGGGGCGAAGCGUUCGAGAGCGCGCGUCCUGGAACGUCUUGGUUGCCACGGCGAGCGCGCGCGCGAGGCCUUGGAAACCUCGGGACCGGCCCCCGGCGAGGGCAGCGGCGACCCGUGUGAGGGAGCUGGAGCUGGCCCGUGCCGCGGCGGCCGCGCGGGGAGCUCUCGAGGCGACGCCGGGGCGCCCGAGGUCUGGAAGGCGCAGAGUCAUCUUAGUGGGAUUUGGGAAAGCAACAGGGCUGUAUGGGGUAACCUGCCACCUUUAAGUGGAAAUCAGAAAUGGAGCAAGAGCCACAAAAUGGAGAACCUGCUGAAAUUAAGAUCAUCAGAGAAGCAUAUAAGAAGGCCUUUUUAUUUGUUAACAAAGGUCUGAAUACAGAUGAAUUAGGUCAGAAAGAAGAAGCAAAGAACUACUAUAAGCAAGGAAUAGGACACCUGCUCAGAGGAAUCAGCAUUUCAUCAAAAGAGUCUGAACACACAGGCCCUGGGUGGGAAUCUGCUAGACAGAUGCAACAGAAAAUGAAAGAAACUCUACAGAAUGUACGCACCAGGCUGGAAAUUCUAGAGAAGGGUCUUGCCACUUCUCUACAGAAUGAUCUUCAGGAGGUGCCCAAGUUAUAUCCAGAAUUUCCACCUAAAGACAUGUGUGAAAAAUUACCAGAGCCUCAGUCUUCUAGUUCAGCUCCUCAGCAUGCUGAAGUAAAUGAAAACACCUCAACUCCAAGGGCAGGGGCAGUUGCUGCACCUGCUUCUCUCUCAUUACCAUCACAAAGUUGUCCAGCAGAAGCUCCUCCUGCUUAUACUCCUCAAGCUGCUGAAGGUCACUACACUGUAUCCUAUGGAACAGAUUCUGGGGAGUUUUCAUCAGUUGGAGAAGAGUUUUAUAGGAAUCAUUCUCAGCCGCCGCCUCUUGAGACCUUAGGGCUGGAUGCAGAUGAAUUGAUUUUGAUACCAAAUGGAGUACAGAUUUUUUUUGUAAAUCCUGCAGGGGAGGUUAGUGCACCUUCGUAUCCUGGGUACCUUCGAAUUGUGAGGUUUUUGGAUAAUUCUCUUGAUACGGUUCUAAACCGUCCUCCCGGGUUUCUUCAGGUUUGUGACUGGUUAUAUCCUCUAGUUCCUGAUAGAUCUCCGGUUCUGAAAUGUACUGCGGGAGCCUACAUGUUUCCUGAUACAAUGCUACAAGCAGCAGGAUGCUUUGUGGGGGUCGUCCUGUCCUCUGAGUUACCAGAGGAUGAUAGAGAGCUCUUUGAGGAUCUGUUAAGGCAAAUGUCUGACCUUCGGCUCCAGGCCAACUGGAACAGAGCAGAAGAAGAAAAUGAAUUCCAAAUCCCUGGAAGAACUAGACCCUCCUCUGACCAAUUAAAAGAAGCUUCUGGCACUGAUGUGAAACAGUUGGACCAAGGCAAUAAGGAUGUACGUCAUAAAGGAAAACGUGGAAAAAGGGCUAAAGAUACUUCAAGUGAGGAAGUUAACCUGAGUCACAUUGUACCAUGUGAGCCAGUUCCAGAAGAAAAACCAAAAGAAUUACCUGAAUGGAGUGAAAAAGUGGCUCACAACAUUUUGUCAGGUGCUUCCUGGGUGAGUUGGGGUUUAGUCAAAGGUGCUGAGUUUACUGGCAAAGCAAUCCAGAAAGGUGCUUCUAAACUCCGAGAGCGUAUUCAACCGGAAGAAAAACCUGUGGAAGUUAGUCCAGCUGUUACCAAGGGACUUUAUAUAGCGAAGCAAGCUACAGGAGGAGCAGCAAAAGUCAGUCAGUUCCUGGUUGAUGGAGUUUGCACUGUAGCAAAUUGCGUUGGAAAAGAACUAGCUCCACACGUCAAGAAGCAUGGAAGCAAACUUGUUCCAGAAUCUCUUAAAAAAGACAAAGAUGGGAAAUCUCCUCUGGAUGGUGCUAUGGUUGUAGCAGCAAGUAGUGUUCAAGGAUUUUCAACUGUCUGGCAAGGAUUGGAAUGUGCAGCUAAAUGCAUUGUUAACAAUGUUUCAGCAGAAACUGUACAAACUGUCAGAUACAAAUACGGAUAUAAUGCAGGAGAAGCUACCCACCACGCGGUGGAUUCUGCGGUCAAUGUUGGCGUAACUGCCUACAAUAUUAACAACAUUGGUAUCAAAGCAAUGGUAAAGAAAACUGCAACACAAACAGGACACACUCUCCUUGAGGACUAUCAGAUAGUUGAUAAUUCUCAGAGGGAAAAUCAAGAAGGAGCAGCAAAUGUCAAUGUGAGAGGGGAGAAGGAUGAGCAGACGAAAGAAGUAAAGGAGGCAAAGAAGAAAGAUAAAUGAUGAAGUGCUGGGAAUCACCUAUACCAAAGCCUUAUGAAAUGGAUGAAAUUUUGUUAAAUAGGCAAAUGUGGAAUUCCUCACAGAUUAACCAGUAUUUUUUAAAUGUAUUCAUUCCUACAAAUUAACUUUCAUAAAUUUUAUGGCAUGUCUUCUAUUUAAAAGGAAAAGAAUAAGUAUUCUUGCAUCUGGCCUUAGAAAUGUGAAGUUAUAUUCUCAAGUUUAUUUUUUUCCAAGUGUAGCUAAAAUAUUUUUGCAGGUAAAAUAAAGCUAGUAAUACAUGUGUUGUUCAAACCUUAUUAAACCUAAUAUUGAACUAUUUUUAUAUCUGCUAUCUUUCAGAAAGCAAAUUAGGAAACUAUAUAUUUGCUUAAAAAUUGGCAUUUAGUAACCUUAAUUCUUUUCACAGAAGGAAUGACUUAAAGUAUUGUCUCUUUUUGCACUAAUUGUGGAUUUUUUUAGAUGCUUCUCAAAAUUUUCAGUGUGUAAGCUAAACAAAAACUAAUCCUAAACUAAGAAUUCUCAAAAAGACUUGUUCAAAACAGGGAAAGACUGAUGAAAAGUAAAAUGGACUACUUGUGUAACUUACCUGUUUGUUAGAAAAUGGAAUGGUCUCUUUGAUUUAAAAUGAAUAAAAAUAGAUUAUUACGUCUUUUGUAUUGAGACUAUUGUUAUGAGCCUAGGAAAUUUGGAAACAUGAUUUGAUUGUAUUAAAAUUUGAAGUGAUUAUUAUCAGCUUAAUUGGAUUAAAAAAGUACUUCAAGAAAUUUAUUAUAUCUGCUUCUGUUUUUCCAAAAGGUUAAAACUUGUAAAAAAAUAAAAAUAAACAGGAUUGAGUUUACUAAUGGCAAACAUUUUUAUUCUGGGAUUCAGUCAUUGGAAUUUAUAUUAAAAGACAAGUGGUUAAAAAGGAAAGGUUCUAUUCAUAAUCAGGGUAAAGAAUAUGAAAACCUUAGGCGUAAUCCAUGGUGGAUAGGCAUUAUGGUUUCCACUUUGGCAGAAGGCAGACUAUUCACAGCCCUAUUUACUUACAUAGGCUAAAAAACUAUGUAACUAAAUACCUAAUGGUAUUUUAUUUUUGUUUACCUAAUUUAAGAGAUUGGUAUUAGUUUUCAUAGCUGUAGUCCAUUCUAAUAAUUUCUGAUCUUCUAGUGGCUACUUAAUUAGACAUUAUUUGAAGCUGUCUGAAGAAUGUACUUUAUGAAUUAAAAAACUCUGAAUUGCCUGACCUCAUUAUCACAUGGGCUUAUAUUUUGGGAACACAUAGAACUGAUGGAGGCUUUUCCUAAGGCCAAGGAUAAUGUACUAGUUGUUAAAAUGGAAAUAAAAGUGAAGUGGUAAAUAGCUUA